This is a messenger RNA of Dicrocoelium dendriticum, 5184 nucleotides long. The record is from the annotation of a GenBank genome assembly. NCBI's taxonomy places the organism in Eukaryota, Metazoa, Platyhelminthes, Trematoda, Plagiorchiida, Dicrocoeliidae.
AUGCUAUUUGUUGUAUUCAUCUUCACUUCUCUUUUCCAUCAACUCACCUCGCGGCUCGUUAUUGUUUCCGAUCCACUGAAUACUUUCGGCCUUGAAAAUCAGAAUGUUGCACUUAUCUGUCGUUUUACGUAUUCCAACAAACAAGAAAAUUUCUCCGCGCACUGGUACUACAAUGGAUCCCCAAUCAAAGCCAACGCCGUCCACUAUCAGAACACCUCAGAGUUUCUACCGGAUGGAGUUGUCGUUCACUCACUUAACUUUCCUCUUCUUCGACGUACUGAAGGGAGGUACUAUUUCAACGUUUCUACUUCGAAAUACUGGGUGGCUUCGAAAGAAGCUAAUGUCAAAAUUGCUUUCUUGAAUGAACAGUUUUUAUUGGAACCGCAAGACAAAAUUGUGAGCUUGGGUGAAACUGUUCUCUUGGAAUGUCUACCCCCAACUGGUAUGCCGAAACCAACAGUACAUUGGACUAAGAACAAUCUAACUGUUUCUCCGGAUGAGAGGACACAUAUUUCAGAGAACGGUAAUUUGCGUAUUAACAGAGUUCAGUGGGAAGACCGUGGUAUUUACACUUGCAUUGCAGAAUCCUUCGCAUUCCGCCGCCAGAGUUUGGGGGCUGUUUUAAACGUCCGUCAUCGUCCCUACUUCUUGGAAUCACCUUUGAGCCAGUCUGUUACGGUGCACAGCUCUUUUGAAUUGUCUUGCCGGGCUGCCGGAGACCCCCCUCCGGUUAUUCUAUGGCGCAGGGAACCUGCCUUCUUGGGAGUACCUUUCGAACGUACACAGUUGCUUCCAACUGGUGCACUUCGGUUUAUUCAAGUUAGACUGCAAGAUGCCGGAGACUACAUCUGUCGGGCGGUCAGCCAAGCUGGCAUAAUUGAAUCAAUGGCCCACAUUAACGUUGUAUACCCACCCAGUCUCAUACUGACGCCACCGAGCUCUGUGUCUGUCCUAGAAGGAGAAAGGGUUGUUCUCCCGUGUGCUGCAGUUGGCUCACCCAGUCCGGACGUGAGAUGGAUUCGACUCAAACCGCUCGUGUAUUAUCUUGCUGAGUCCGACCCCGCUGGGCGAAUUUCUGUGACUUUUAAUGGGUCUCUUACCAUUUCUUCCGUACGGCGAGAUGAUGCCUCUCACUAUGAAUGCCGCGCAUCUUCUUCAGUUGGAGUCGCUCGGAGUCUCACCUAUAUUGAUGUAAAAAGUAACCAAAUUCUCGAGCCAGCCAGGUUUGGCGCACUGUCCUCUCGUCGUUUAAGCUUGCGACUAUCAAAAACCACCACUAAUGUGCGGAUUAUCUGCGAAUUCCCGGUUUUUCAAUUUGAAUCUCACAUUCUGAGUUCUGUAUCUUUGCGACAGUUCAGUGUCUCGCGCAGUAAUCUCACUCUUUUUUGGCUGGUUGAAGGUGGCUCACUUUUUUCAAGAUUUGGAAAUACUAAUAGGGCUGUUGUUGAGCAGAGCGGCUCUUUACUGAUCAGAGAUGUCCAAAACUACGAUGAAGGAAACUACACUUGUUUUAUUUUUAACCAUAUCAGUCGGCGCUAUUCCACGUGGACUACGGAGUUGUUGAUCGGUCGCUUUCCUCCUUCAUUGCCCAUGCAAGAAUUUGAUGUAGCGCAGCUUCCUAAACCCCCAACAAAUUUAACUAUUACAAAUGUUGGUGAUGAUUGGCUUUCCGUUCAAUGGGAUGAUGUCGACGAUGGAUCGCAUUUUAUCAGCUAUAAAGUCUUCUAUUUGCCUGUUACCGUUGCUCCUGAAAGCCCGCGCUUUUCUGCUGCAUAUAGAGACUUUCUGUUCUCCGCAUUUGUUCGGCAAACUAGCUUGAACUCGACACCAGUUUUGGACGUUUGGUCUUCUACCACGAGCACAGUGAGACAUAGACAUGCCAGACUAGUCGGUUUACUGCCGGGUAUGGGAUAUUGGAUUGAAGUUAGGAAAGCAAAUCUGUUCGGCCUGAGUCCUGGUUUCUGCUUUCCCAGAAUAGUCUACACAUUGAAUCGAACAUCACAGCGUUUCACCGGUGGUAUAAUGAUAAAUUCCAGUGGGUCUAACAGCUUACAAUCGGGCUACAACUCCAUACUUAUAGGAUUCAGUGCAAGUAGCGACUUUCAACAACUCACCUCUGGUUUUCAAUCUGUCAGUUUCAGCGAGCUUAACCUCAGGAGUCUGACGCCCAACGAGCUUCUAAUGACUUGGGUGACACAUUCCACAAUGAACGUGCUACGACUAAUAAACGGUUUUAAGAUAAACAUCAAACCAGUCCCCAUGUCUCGGUGCCUUGUUACUGCCUCAUCAUCCACAAUCAGCCACUUGCGUUCUUUCCCAUUCAUCAGUCCUAAGGAUCUCUCAUUUAUGCCCAACGCCGAUUUGAAACAAAAGUCAUCUGCCCCUCCAAUUCACUGCAGUCUAUCUACGGAUGUUUUUCUAGAACAAAUUCUACGCAUGUCCACUGAUCUUGCGGCCCAUGACCCAACAGAUGCGAUUGCAAGUGAUCAACCUCUCGCUGGUGAUCCAGUAGAGCAGACUAUCUUUUUGUGGCGAACGGUUUCAGCCACCAGCCCCGUGGCCAAAGCUGUAGGCAGUGGUUUGAUGCCGUUCACGUGUUAUGAAGUUGUUAUCGAAGCCUUCAUGGAUGACAGCACUUACGGUCGUAUAUGGAGUCCUUCCAGUCGUCCAGAGUUGGCUCUGACUCUUGAUUCCUCCCCCACUUAUGCCCCACCACUUGUCGCUGCCGAAUGGCUGCUUGCCGCACCAAAGGACAGCGUCAACCAAUCACUACCAACUUUAAAUAGUGUUCGCCUGAAAUGGAAACCUUUGGGACUUAGGAUGGCACACGGCGCACUCAUCGGGUAUAUGAUUCAUCUCAUAACCAACGAAUCUUACCAGAGUAGAUCGCUGAAGGUUCCUCCUGAUGUUCACAGCAAGGAUGUGUUCGGAAUUAACCCUCACGUUGAGUACUUGAUCUACUUAUCUGGAGUCACUUGCCGAGGUGAAGGGGUUCGUGGACCUGGCUAUCGGCUGCCCCCUGCAGCCUACUUCCUACGAGACGUACACGAGAGCAAGUCCCACACAGCUGGUAUCACAAGACAUGUGUCAGCCGAAUUUCCACCCUGGGCUUACGGUGUCAUCAUAGUUACGCUCUUAUUUUGGUUCAUUGUUGGCCUCUUCAUAACCGUGUGUAACCGAAUUGGCCUGUCAAAACGCCAAACUCAAGAGAAACAUAAUACAUAUGUUGACAGUGAAUGGUAUUGGCCUUCAUUCAGUUAUCCACUGUGUGUACAUCGGCCAAGGUUUGCAAGAAAGCGCUCAGCCGAUUUAUGUGCACAGCAUUUAGUCACCGAGUAUUUGCAUCGCUCAUCCUUAGGGGCUGCUCCUACUAGUCAGUUUGUAGCGGACCGUCACUUACAGCAUGUUUGCAAUCAACAGCUCUAUUUUUCAACAGAAUCAUUUAAUACUGCUGGUUCUCCUGAAGAGUGUAAGAAAUAUCCUGUCUUUCUUAAAUGCAAUUCCUCGGGUGGUUCAGUUGCCAAGAAUGAUCCGUUAUCAGAGCACUUACUAACAACUCGAGAACAUUUAAAGGAUGCCGGCCGCGCAAUACGGUAUGACACUGAGGUGUAUGCUAACAGUGCCUCUUCACUCACCUCGAAUGGAUUUCCGGAUGCUAUCGCUGUCAGUAGUCCAUCUCCCCGUGACGAGUUUAUUACUUCCCACCUUGCCUCCGAUAUUGAUCCUCACCAGUCAACCAAACUGAGGCUUCCGGACUCCAUCGCUAUCCCUUAUCCUGUCGCUCCAUCUCACACACCGGGCGCCAUUUCGUGCUCUUACAUCUCAGGCCUGGUGGUUGAGCCGACUGCAAACAAUGUCCCUGCUGGUUUUCUUACGACUUACAACUUCAGUUCACUUGGGGACGACGAAAUUGUACCGCCGUAUGCUAGCUGUGCCGUUUCGUCCAUUUCAGCGUCAAAUUUUCCAUCUUUAAACCAGGGUGCGCAACCUCACGUGCAGCGAACACCAAGGGUUGAUCCCGGGGAAAAAUUAAUUGCUUUUGGAUAUGGAUCCACGAGCAUGUCCCAGAAUGUCACCAGCCAAUGUCCGUCGACAUCCAGCGAUCGAAACAUGGGAAGUGGUGUUACACUCCGACAUACAGAUGUACUUUCGAGCCUCUCCCCACAGUCGGAAGAGUCUAGUUGCCGAACCACUAUCCAGUCUGCUGCUUGUAGCCAUUUUCUGACAGUCUCUAACUCACUGUAUCCGAUUCCGCCUCCUCCCACCUAUCCUCCACCACCGCCACCUUUAACAGGAUGCCACUGGGAUGAGUUCCCCGAAGACCGCGGCUCUUCAUGCAAAAUAAGCACUCAUUUCCCGUCCUCGAGCGUCUACCUCCCGCAUGGCUCCCCCACCAUCAUGACUUGUGUGUCAACACCUCAGCACACUUCUUUUAGGGCUGCUUUUCCCCAACCCCGCACGGAUCUCAUUCUGGAUUGUCCUGCCCCCUGCAGAUCCGUUGCAUUCGCCCGUACUGCUUCAAAAUUCACAUCCUUGCUCAGACACUUACGAAUGUUAUCUGUCAACACGAUUGUAUCCACUCCGGCCCGUACAAGUACUCCGUCUGCGUAUUUGCGUUCCAACUGUGUGACCAACUCAACACUACCUCGAAAUUACAUUGGCUGUAAUAGCUUGGUCACUGAUGCAUCGGAACGCUCAAGAUAUGUUGAUGAAAGCAUGAAACAUAUGCAGCCUCAUGCAGUCACUAGCUUUGUGUCCGGUUCCUUGUCGGGUACUUGUUCGGGUGUCUACUUGGAUCUGAAUCUCAGCGGCGGGCCUGUUGUUAUGCCAUUCACCGGUCUCGCGACUACCUCAUACACAUCCGAGUUCACCAAUUCAACUGACGAGGUAACAAACUCGGGAACCUAUUGUUCGGACCUGCAAGUCCACGGUGAGCACUUGGAAGUACAUUAAGAUGUUUAAAAGGAACAGCCUACCACAAUCUUAGUAACCAGAAGUACGCUCGACUCACUUCCUGCUUUUCUGCUCACCAGCUGUCACUUUUUGGUCUACAUGAUUGGCUUGACAGCGAACCCAAAGUGCUGAGUUCCAUGUGCACGCAACGAAGUCGGCUCGACACUAAUCCUUUUCUGCCAUAGAUGGUCACUCGUUCGACAGCAUUGUAUACCGUCUACUGAUAUGCGC